AUGUUUACAUUUCUUUUUCAGAUUUUAACAUUAUUAGUGAACCUUAUUAUUUGUAGUUAUGGAUUCUAUGUACCAGGUGUCGCUCCGGUGGAGUUUAAGAAGGGUCAAAGAAUUGAAGUAAAAGCAGUUAAAAUGACCAGUAUACAUACGCAACUACCAUAUGAAUAUUAUUCUUUACCGUUAUGUAUACCAAAAAAUGGAACCGUUUUAGAUAAAUCUGAAAAUUUAGGUGAAGUAUUACGAGGCAAUCGAAUUGUCAACACGCCAUAUGAGGUACAUAUGGCUGAAAACAUAAAAUGCAAACUAUUAUGCCAUAAACAGAAUAAUCCUAUGAAUUGGAGCGUUGAAGAAUCUGAAAAGGUCGCUAGUCGCAUUGAACAUGAAUAUUUUGUUCAUUUGCUGAUUGAUAAUUUACCUGUAGCUACUAGAAUCACAAAUGCUGAUACUUCUGAAAGGACUGUGGAACAAGGAUACCGACUAGGAUUCAUGUCUAAAGGCAAAGCAUUUAUUAACAACCAUUUGAAGUUACUUCUCAAGUAUCACAGACAUAGCCAAGAUUCAUAUAGAGUAGUGGGUUUUGAAGUAGAGACAUACUCAGUAGACAAAGAUGAAUUGGCAUUUAUCGAUGGAUCAUGCCAUUUUCCUGCUGAAAGUAAGCCUCAGCUCGUCAAUGAGGACACAGGCACCAAAUUAUUUUUCACAUAUUCAGUUGAGUGGGGUGAGUCAGAAAUUGAGUGGGCAUCUAGAUGGGAUAUAUAUUUAGGCAUGAGAGAUGUUCAAAUACAUUGGUUCUCCAUCGUGAACUCUAUAGUAGUUCUCUUUUUCUUAUCAGGUAUUCUAACAAUGAUUAUGGUUCGCACUCUUAGGAGAGAUAUUGCUAGAUAUAACUCUGAUGAAAGCAUUGAAGAUAUGAUAGAAGAAACAGGUUGGAAAUUGGUGCAUGGUGAUGUUUUCAGACCACCACCUAAAAGAAUGCUUUUUGCAGCAGUAAUUGGGAAUGGGAUUCAGGUGUUCUUAAUGGCACUUAUUACAAUCUUUAUAGCUAUGUUGGGAAUGUUAUCACCAGCCAGCCGUGGCGCUUUAAUGACAGCUGCUAUUUUCCUAUAUGUGUUUAUGGGUCUGAUAGCUGGAUACUACUCAGCGCGCUUAUAUAAUACUAUGAAAGGAAAGCAAUGGAAGCAAGCUGCAUUUUUAACAGCUACUCUUUACCCAGCUAUAGUAUUUGGAACUUGUUUCUUUUUAAACUUUUUCAUUAUGGGCAAACAUUCCAGUGGGGCUGUCCCAUUUUCAACAAUGAUGUCCCUUCUGUGCCUUUGGUUUUGCAUUUCAUUGCCAUUAGUUUAUUUGGGUUACUAUUUUGGAUGUCGUAAACAACCAUUCCAACAUCCAGUCCGAACAAAUUUCAUUCCAAGAAAAGUACCUGAACAAGUUUGGUACAUGAAUACAUUUGUAUGCAUAUUAAUGGCCGGAAUACUACCAUUCGGAGCUGUUUUUAUAGAGUUAUUUUUUAUUUUUAAUGCUCUAUGGGAAAAUCAGUUUUACUAUCUUUUUGGCUUUUUAUUUUUAGUGUUUUGCAUUUUAGUCGUCUCAGUGUCGCAGAUAUCAAUUGUCAUGGUCUAUUUCCAACUGUGUGGAGAGGACUAUCACUGGUGGUGGAAGAGCUUUAUUAUAUCUGGUGGAUCAGCUGUGUAUAUUUUGAUUUAUUCAAUAUUCUAUUUUUUUACAAAAUUGGAAAUAACAGAAUUUAUACCAACAUUGUUAUAUAUUGGAUACACAGGUCUUAUGGUCUUAACAUUUUGGAUUUUGACUGGAACUAUUGGAUUCUUUGCAGCAUACACAUUCAUAAGAAAAAUUUAUUCAGCAGUGAAAAUUGAC
Brenthis ino (lesser marbled fritillary) is the source of this 1875-nucleotide messenger RNA. The record is from the annotation of a GenBank genome assembly. NCBI's taxonomy places the organism in Eukaryota, Metazoa, Arthropoda, Insecta, Lepidoptera, Nymphalidae.